AUGAAAAUUGUAUUCAAGGAAUGUGAAAUCGUGAUGUGCCGUGUGCACGUUCGUAUCCUAUUCGUGUGUAUGACGGUCGAAAGGCAGCACAUAACGAAGAAAGUGUCCCGAGAUGAUUUCAGUGAAGCAGAAACAACAUCGCCGUGUUUUGGUUUGUGUUCACAUGGAUUAGAAGACUCGCUUCGAUGUUCAACACAUUAUGAAGAUUACAUUCCUCAUAAUUCCUUUUUGCAAGUAUUAGAACUAAGGCUAAACUUCUUGUCCCUCCACAACAAAUCUCCGGGAACAAGAUUCUCUCCACUGCACAAACAAAGAUAUAAGCAUAUCGAGUUGUAUCAUCAUAAUGUUCAUACAUGUUUUGCCUUUACUGCUUUUCAAAUGGACAAAGUUUUCCUUCUCCAAUGUCGUAGAUAUAAGUACGUCUAUAGAAGGAAGCAUCUCAUCUACUUUUGCCCCGUUGACGACGACGACAACGACGACGUUCGUUGUCCGCUUUUAGAUGUAUGCACAUACAUAUAUUUUGGGGAUGCUUGGGUUUUGGUUAUUUUGAAGCAGCAAAGCAAAGCACAGCAUCACAGCAGAGAACACAUCGGACGGUCAUUCGAGCAUAAAUUGAACGAUGGUGGGGUGAGUGAAGUGAGAUGA
Messenger RNA from Clunio marinus, 645 nucleotides. NCBI's taxonomy places the organism in Eukaryota, Metazoa, Arthropoda, Insecta, Diptera, Chironomidae. The record is from the annotation of a GenBank genome assembly.